AUGGCUGUUCGUUCCCAACUUGGUACCGUAAAGGAGUCCGAUAUGUAUGUUCUAAAGCGUGUUAUUACGUUGCAAAUCUCGUGGGGUCGCGCCAUUGUCAACAUUGUCGUUGUCACGCCACGAAACGAAGCCAUAGAUGCGAUCGUGUGGUUACUGUACGGCACAAUGCGGUGUGCAUUUCUUCUUCUCAUCGCCCUGAAAACGUUUGCUACUCGGGACGACGACAGUGGCGAGAUCUACACAGACAUAUGCGAACAACCUUGGCAAACACAUGAACAGAAUAUUCUCGCGUCCUACUCACAAUGUACUGAAUUCCAAGACAACGGAGUUCGAUGCACACCUCAUGAUCCUAUUGAAUGUACUGGUCGAAAUCCGGUUUGCGUUUUCUCAAAACAGACGAAAGACUACCGCUGUUGCUCAGAUGUCCCUCAAGACCUGAGUAAUCCACCAGGAAUCCCGGAGCAAGUGAAACCAAUCUGCCCAUACGGUGCGUCGUCCUAUGAUAUUCCAUCAGUACUCUUGUGUGACCCGACCGAGACAGAUGCCUGUCCAGAGGAAUACACAUGUGAGCAGGCAGUCAAUCAUCAGAUGUUGGUUACUUAUAAUAUGCACCUAUGCUGCAAGACAUCAACACUGGAUUCAUUCGAAAAUGUAUUCUACGAAACGAAGGUCGGAAUUAAUAAAAUGUCUGCGAACAUAUCUAUGCCAUUAUUCUAUGUAACGUCCAUCUCUCCGUCCAUCAUACCACAUGCCCCCUUACGUGGAAUCGAUUACAUUGUUCUUAAUGAACAUUCGGCUACAAGUACCAACAUACCGCCGGAAAUUCGAACUGGUGAUCAUUUUUCCAUGCUACCGUACCGUUUCAGGAAGCCAGUUUAUCUCAAAAAGGUCGUACUGCUGCACGAUCAGAUGCGCCAUGAGUUCCAUCAUGUUCUCGUAUUAUACAAUCCACAUGGAAAUCCGGAAGCGAUGAACUUCUACUACAACCGACCAUCUUCGCUAAGCAGAGAAAUUGAUCUGGCAGUGCCAGCAUGGGACGAGGGCAUAUUCUUCCGGAAUAUGAACAGAGUUCUCACGAUACAAAACGAUCAGAUAUCUACAAAACAAGUUCGUAAGCUCUACAUCGUUCUGGUAUUUCAAACAAAGGUUCGACUAACAAUGCGAAAUCCGCAGACAUGGCGCGACUUCCAUGCCAACUACACCUCCUUUACAGAGUUUCUAACAGGAGAAACUGGGAAAUUUCUCGGAGUGCCCGUGGCAGGCUCCUACUUUUACGUAAGUUAUCGAGAAUAUUCGAAUACGGUAUUCCGCUGA
This is a messenger RNA of Ostertagia ostertagi, 1314 nucleotides long. The record is from the annotation of a GenBank genome assembly. NCBI's taxonomy places the organism in Eukaryota, Metazoa, Nematoda, Chromadorea, Rhabditida, Trichostrongylidae.